AUGUCGCGUCUAGAACCGGACACGAAUUUUGUGUUUGAGACGUCAGAGGAUUGCAAGGUGGUGCCGACGUUCGAUUCUAUGCAGCUGAAGGAGGAGUUGCUGCGGGGCGUCUAUGCUUAUGGCUUUGAGCGGCCUUCAGCCGUGCAGCAGCGCGCUAUCCUUCCGAUUAUCCAAGGUAGAGAUGUGAUCGUCCAGUCACAAUCGGGUACUGGCAAGACUUGCGUGUUCUGUGUCGGAGCACUGCAGUGCAUUGACAGCAAAAUCAGAGAUCCACAAGCCCUUGUGCUAUCUCCUACACGAGAAUUGGCGGAACAAUCCCAGAAAGUUUGCCUCGCCCUAGGCGACUACCUCUCCGUUCAGGUGCAUUGCUGCGUGGGUGGAAAGCGGGUAGGCGACGAUAUUAGAGCCCUUGAAGCCGGAGUACACAUUGUAUCGGGCACUCCAGGCAGGGUGUUUCACAUGAUCAGCGACAGACACUUCUCAACAAGGCACAUCAAAAUGUUGGUAUUGGAUGAAGCAGAUGAGAUGCUGAACAGGGGUUUCAAGGACCAAGUCUACGAUAUAUACAGAUACCUGCCACCAGCGACACAGGUGGUGCUGAUCUCCGCAACAUUGCCGCAUGAGGUACUGGAGAUGACGACCAAGUUCAUGUCCAAUCCUUUUCGAGUGUUGGUAAAGCGUGAUGAGUUGACGCUCGAGGGAAUCAAGCAAUUCUUUGUUGCUGUCGAAAGGGAGCAGUGGAAGUUUGACACGCUCACUGAUCUAUACGAUACGCUCACCAUCACCCAGGCCGUCAUCUUUUGCAAUACCAAAACGAAAGUCGAGUGGCUUGCCCAAAAACUCAAGGAAGCGAACUUCACGGUGAGCCGGAUGCACGGUGACAUGCCCCAGAAGGAGAGAGACGAGAUUAUGAAGAACUUCCGAAAGGGCCAGAGCAGAGUCCUUAUCGCCACCGAUGUCUGGGGGCGCGGACUGGACGUACACCAGGUCUCUUUGGUGAUCAAUUACGAUCUCCCCAACAGUCGUGAGCUGUAUAUUCACCGCAUCGGUCGCUCGGGGCGCUACGGAAGAAAGGGUGUGGCAAUCAACUUUGUCAAGAACGACGACAUCCGCAUUCUGAGGGAUAUUGAGCAGUACUAUGCUACCCAAAUAGAUGAGAUGCCAAUGAACGUUGCCGACCUCAUCUAA
Cyclospora cayetanensis is the source of this 1188-nucleotide messenger RNA. RefSeq names its product eukaryotic initiation factor 4A-III. The coding region runs from base 1 to 1188 and encodes 395 amino acids. The transcript has 5 exons. Gene Ontology annotation, molecular function: ATP binding; RNA helicase activity; mRNA binding. Gene Ontology annotation, cellular component: catalytic step 2 spliceosome; nucleolus. The record is from RefSeq and is a predicted model, not a curated record. NCBI's taxonomy places the organism in Eukaryota, Apicomplexa, Conoidasida, Eucoccidiorida, Eimeriidae.